UUGGCAACCACCUGUAGAUGCAAAUGACAUCAUAAUGUUCUACACUAUAAAGUAUAUUUUCGAAAGACACGUUUGCCGUGGAAAAGGCGAUCUUCAGGAAAAAUUAACAACUGUGACCACAGCGUCGGCUAAGCUACAUGAAAGCAUAUUUCCGUAUUGGGAUUACAUCAUCAUGAUAAGUGCUGCAAACACUCUUGGCUCUGGCAAUUAUUCAAAUGUCUUGAACGUCAGAACACAAGCAUCGAUUCCUGGCGAUAUCGAUGAUAUAACAAGCUCUGAGGUUUCGUCAAACAAAGCAGAAAUAUCUUGGCUGGACCCGUGUUUCUCAAACGGAAUACUAGAUUCCUUUUAUGUAGAAAUAAAGAAUAUAUCAAACCAAAAUAACGAUGUUGAAGGAUGGACGGCUACAUUAAAAAUACCUUCAAAUGAACCACACCUGAAGCUGGAACAACUUCUGCCAUUUCGAAACUAUUCUGUUCGGAUAAAGGCAGCUAACUCUGCCGGAAACGGGUCGUACGGUAGAAAUCAUGAGUUCCAAACAGCAAUUGAUGUGCCAGACGUGCCAUCUGAUGUGCACAGCUCUACCAUUACAUCGUCAUUGAUUGAGAUACACUGGAGUAUAGCGACGCAUUACACAGGACCAACAAUCUACACCGUAAUAAUUAUCGAUGCACGAGACAACUCACGUAUAUAUACAAAUAAAACAAAUAACGGAUGGGGGAUAGACGAGCUUGCCACGGAUUGUUCCGUCACUGGCCUAGAUGCGUUCUGGAAUUAUUCGGUUACUGUGAUUGCAGAAACCGCACAUGCUAACUUAAGUUACCGUCGAAAUUCCUCAUCUGUAAUUAUCCAAACAGCCGAAGAUCACUACGAGAUCGUUUUAAUGUUCCCGACGCAAUUUCAAGUACGCGCCUCAGAUGGUUUCCUCACCAUACCGGUAUCUUUAGCUAACACGAUCAAUGUAACAGUUCAGGUACGAGCCGCUACUGCAGUUGGUUUGGGAACCAUUGAAGAAAUAUCUCUUGCUGUGGAACCCGGAGGUAUUUUUCAAUAUUACAGAACAAAGAUGUAA
This is a messenger RNA of Dreissena polymorpha, 1072 nucleotides long. RefSeq names its product cell adhesion molecule DSCAML1-like. Lineage: Eukaryota; Metazoa; Mollusca; Bivalvia; Myida; Dreissenidae. The record is from RefSeq and is a predicted model, not a curated record. Gene Ontology annotation, molecular function: protein binding. The transcript is spliced from 7 exons. Bases 35 to 1072 code for a protein of 345 amino acids.